This is a messenger RNA of Hyposmocoma kahamanoa, 1076 nucleotides long. RefSeq names its product pupal cuticle protein Edg-84A-like (gene CPR135). Gene Ontology annotation, cellular component: extracellular matrix. Bases 16 to 1056 code for a protein of 346 amino acids. The transcript has 4 exons. Lineage: Eukaryota; Metazoa; Arthropoda; Insecta; Lepidoptera; Cosmopterigidae. The record is from RefSeq and is a predicted model, not a curated record.
CAGGUGCGCGUGGAAAUGGAGUUUUUUGUGCUUACGUGUCUCUUGGCUUUAUCGGCCUCCGCAAAGGGUAAUGGGGCCAUUGAUUUAGGUCCUAUUUACGCUCCACGACACGCUUCUGCGGAUUAUUAUUCGUACCCGAGCUACGCUUUUGAAUACUCUGUGAAAGAUCCUCACACUGGAGACAACAAAGCCCAAUGGGAAAAACGCGACGGAGAUGCUGUUAAAGGAGCCUAUUCGCUAGUAGAACCCGACGGCAGCCUGCGGGUAGUAGAGUACUGGGCUGAUGACAAAUCCGGUUUCAAUGCUAUAGUUAAACGCCUCGGGCCGAACCUACACCCUACUGGUCCUACAAUAGCUCCUUACAAAGCCAACAUCCCAAUUCUUACUUCGCCUCACCCAGUUCCCAUUUCAGUUGGACCUGUGGCUCAGUUGGGAGGACUCGCCGGAGCUCCUCUUCUCCAUGGACCAAUCUAUGGUGGAGACAUAUCUCCAGCUUUGGCCGGAGCUUCCCUUCUUGCCAAACCCAUUCACGGCAAUGCCGUUUCUUCAGCAACUAUUUACAAAGCACCACCGGCACUAAAGACUAUUGCACCUCCACUUCUCCAUGAAACAAUUUUGCCUGCGCCUAUAAUAAAAGAAAGAAUUGUGCCUCUGGAGCACGAACCCAUUCUAUCCUAUCCAAUUAUAAAAUCAGCUCCAAAUUACCAUGCGCCAAUUCCACCAGCGCCUGUUCUACCAGCACCUAUAAUUAAACCUGGUCUAAUCUUGAGAGAUUACCCAUAUUCUAGCCUGUUGAAAGAACCGUACGUGGGACGGUCUUACAACAGAGGCCCAGUUCUAGAACCAUUUUACGAGAAGAGUCCAGUCUUAAAAUCACCUUACAUCAAGGAUUCACUUUAUGAACCUGGUCUUAUUAAGGCACCUCUUUUUGAGCCCAUAAUAGCUACAGGCCCUCUCCCCUACGAUUCCCUAUACGACCGUGGGUUACUCAGACAAGAUGUAUUGGAUAAAGCACCUCUGCUGAGUUGGGAAAACCUGGGUUACGGGAAACACUAAAAACUAGUACCUCGGAUACC